AUGGUCGGCUUUAGUGUUUUCGCAGCCGGGGAUCCUGGUGAUGGAAACACUUUUAAUUGUGGACCGUAUCGUCCCAGACCCAUCUCCCUUUACGCUGGUAAAGCGAAUGAGAUUAAUAAAUUUAAAGAUAUAGAAGUCUUAUAUCAUCGUGCAGCGCAACUUCAAAGUCCUCUGAAAAAAAUCGCGGAGGCAGUACCCAAGUCUGAAGAUCCACCAGAAAAGAAAGAAGCACUGCAGCAUCUGUGCAAUGAGUUUUCGAAUGGCUUAGAGGGUAUAAUAAAUGCUACAAAGGACUAUGCCGAACGAGGAAGAAUGUUGCGUGAAGCUCGACAAAUAAUUAUCGAAUUAAAAAGUGGCUCACCAACAAUUAUGCGGUCAAACGAACUUAAUAAAGCUAUGAAACUCCUAGAUCAAAGUUUCGAAUGUAAAUACCGCUUAUUAUCCGACAUUCACCAAAACGACAUGUAUGAAUAUGUUUCCAGGCUUUUGGACAUACAACAGCUUGUUAAUACACACAAGGUUCCAGAACCUUCUGCUAAGGAAGGGGGGAUUAUGGAAGGCAAGGUUAAUGAUGCACCGAAUGCUAAACCUCCGUUUUACUACGGCAGUGCACUGGAUCGAAAACGCACCGAUCCGCAAUAUUUAUCAGAUACAUUGAAUAUAAUUCGGGCUGACUUGAAUAAAAUAGAUGUUAUAUUACGUGAUCCAUUGAUGGAAGAUAAAGGGUCGGUUGACGCCGUUAAUAACAUAUUAUCAUAUUUCCAUAAAUUUGAAGUCAAAGCACAGGAUUUUGUAAAAUUCGUGUCUCAAUGCCUGAAAAAGUUCGGUGCAGAAACGCGUUUGUUCAAACGGAUGGACACUAUCAUUAACCAACUGAAUGCGUUAGAUGUGAAUUCGCAUAAAGCAAUUCCGUAUUUAAAACGGUAUAAGAGAGUAGAAUCGAAAAUAAAUGAACUAUUAGUUCUCAAAGAGACCAUAGUGCUAGACGAUUUACAGCGGGAAGUAUCUCAGAUACUGAAUAAGCUGCUGCAGUUGCACUAUCUCAACCACGAAAACCACAAGAACAACCAGCACUAUCUCAACCACGAAAACCACAAGAACAACCAGCACUAUCUCAACCAGCUAAACCACAAGAACAAACAGCUAAACCACAAGAACAACCAGCACUAUCUCAACCAGCUAAACCACAAGAACAAACAGCUAAACCACAAGAACAACCAGCUAAACCACAAGAACAACCAGCACUAUCUCAACCAGCUAAACCACAAGAACAACCAGCACUAUCUCAACCACGAAAACCACAAGAACAACCAGCACUAUCUCAACCACGAAAACCACAAGAACAACCAGCUAAACCACAAGAACAACCAGCACUAUCUCAACCAGCUAAACCACAAGAACAAACAGCUAAACCACAAGAACAACCAGCUAAACCACAAGAACAACCAGCACUAUCUCAACCAGCUAAACCACAAGAACAACCAGCACUAUCUCAACCAGCUAAAUCACCAGCACUAUCUCAACCAGCUAAACCACAAGAACAACCAGCUAAACCACAAGAACAACCAGCUAAACCACAAGAACAACCAGCACUAUCUCAACCAGCUAAACCACAAGAACAACCAGCACUAUCUCAACCAGCUAAACCACAAGAACAACCAGCACUAUCUCAACCAGCUAAACCACAAGAACAACCAGCUAAACCACAAGAACAACCAGCACUAUCUCAACCAGCUAAACCACAAGAACAACCAGCACUAUCUCAACCACGAAAACCACAAGAACAACCAGCACUAUCUCAACCAGCUAAACCACAAGAACAACCAGCACUAUCUCAACCAGCUAAACCACAAGAACAACCAGCUAAACCACAAGAACAACCAGCUAAACCACAAGAACAACCAGCACUAUCUCAACCAGCUAAACCACAAGAACAACCAGCUAAACCACAAGAACAACCAGCUAAACCACAAGAACAACCAGCUAAACCACAAGAACAACCAGCACUAUCUCAACCAGCUAAACCACAAGAACAACCAGCUAAACCACAAGAACAACCAGCACUAUCUCAACCAGCUAAACCACAAGAACAACCAGCACUAUCUCAACCACGAAAACCACAAGAACAACCAGCACUAUCUCAACCAGCUAAACCACAAGAACAAACAGCUAAACCACAAGAACAACCAGCUAAACCACAAGAACAACCAGCACUAUCUCAACCACGAAAACCACAAGAACAACCAGCACUAUCUCAACCACGAAAAUCACAAGAACAACCAGCUAAACCACAAGAACAACCAGCUAAACCACAAGAACAACCAGCACUAUCUCAACCACGAAAAUCACAAGAACAACCAGCUAAACCACAAGAACAACCAGCACUCCAAUCAAUCAAAACACGUAUACCAACAUUGGAUGAGGCGUCACGUGAAUCGGUUAAACAAGAAGGCAGCGGUGGUGCUGUGA
Babesia bigemina is the source of this 2469-nucleotide messenger RNA. RefSeq lists its product as hypothetical. The transcript is spliced from 2 exons. Lineage: Eukaryota; Apicomplexa; Aconoidasida; Piroplasmida; Babesiidae. Bases 1 to 2469 code for a protein of 822 amino acids. The record is from RefSeq and is a predicted model, not a curated record.